Molecule: messenger RNA, 378 nt
Organism: Erigeron canadensis
Lineage: Eukaryota; Viridiplantae; Streptophyta; Magnoliopsida; Asterales; Asteraceae
Product: nicotinamide/nicotinic acid mononucleotide adenylyltransferase-like
Exons: 4
Coding region: 1-378 (125 amino acids)
Biological process (GO): NAD+ biosynthetic process
Molecular function (GO): nicotinate-nucleotide adenylyltransferase activity; nicotinamide-nucleotide adenylyltransferase activity
Source: RefSeq, a predicted model, not a curated record
AUGGAUUAUCCGUUGUCCCUUGAGAAGUUGUCGCCAAAGUCCGUGGAUGAAGAAGAUGGUUCAUCACGUUCGAACGCAAAGGGGGAUAUGCAUGUAGUUUUAGUAUCAACUGGAAGCUUCAAUCCUCCUACAUUCAUGCAUUUACGCCUUUUUGACUUGGCGAGAGAUGCACUUAACUCAAAAGGGUUUCAUGUUGUUGGAGGUUAUAUGUCGCCUGUAAAUGAUGCAUAUAAGAUAAAGGGUCUCAUACCAGCUGAGCAUCGUAUCGCGAUGUGCCAACUAGCUUGCAAAAGUUCUGAAUUUAUAAUGGUUGAUAGCUGGGACUCUCACUCUCACUCUCUUUCUCUCUUUCUCUUACACACACACAUAUGCUACUAA